This is a messenger RNA of Amoebophrya sp. A120, 201 nucleotides long. The record is from the annotation of a GenBank genome assembly. Lineage: Eukaryota; Dinophyceae; Syndiniales; Amoebophryaceae.
GGCGUCGAAGCAAGCAGGCCGAUCGGAUCUAUUACUGAUGAGGUAUGUCACGCGGCGCCACGCAUUCACCCACCCAUUUAUUUUCGGGUCACGCACUACAGAUUUUCCAGCAACGCAAAACAGGCGCGCGCCUACCACACCUAAGGAGCUCCACUUCUCCAGAGCCAGAUACUAUUGCAUUUGCAAUGCAUAAUUUGGAAC